UUAAUUUAAAACCUGAUCGAAAAUUAUCCUUAAAAACCUCCUCUGUUUAGGAAACAUUUUACUCACUUUAGCGCCACACAGUGGACAUUUCACCUCGGAACUGCCACGUUACUGCACGUUUUGCAAAUGUUUUACCGGGGUCACAUAAUUUUUUACACAAAAAUGCACCAUAAAUGUACCAUGAGUAUACCUUACGACUUAUGCACUAUAUUCCAAGUCUUCUAGAAAAGUAUACUCCAGUACAGAGAUGAUCAGAAGGAAAUGUGCAUUCUUUUUGGUUACAUUUUCAUUUUGGGAGGAAGCAAAUGCCAUUGCACCAUUUGAAUAUCCAUUUUUAUAAGACUGACCAUUGUUUUGGAACAAAUAUAAAGGUGUGAUUGCUCCCCUUGUAGUGGACUACCUGCAGUGCAAUGCUGACAUCAUUACAGGUGUGCAGCAGAUGGAUGUGGUUUCAUCAGAGGUCAUCUUCACCAUUCAGCAUCUGGUUACCAUGUCCCUGGAGGCCACAUGGUUCAAACGGUAUCAGGACACAUUUACUCCUUGUAUCACUUCAUCGGAAUUGAACAUGAGAGGAGCCUUACUGAAGGACAAAAUAAAGAAUAAUGUUUGGCAGAUUUUCAGCGGCUUCAUUCGCAGUGUGAGGAAGUUUCUGGCUGCCGUGGAGGACCGUCAGUUCAGAGCCGAGUUUGAGUUUUAUUUGACAAAGAGUUAUGAACAUUUCUCAGAACCUUGUGUUGCCAGCGCCAAAGCCCAGCAGACCUUUGAUUCCACCAGUGAUGGAGAAACAUUUAAACCUAAGAUACGGAGCAUUAUCAACAAAAGCAUUAUAGUGAACUUCUUAGGCAAUGAUCUAUCCUUCUACCUGGAGUGUGAGAGGUUAGGGAUUGCCCACCAGAGGGCGAUCUAUACUAAAUAAUACAAUUGAACGCCAGGAAAGCGACUCUGCACUUUAACCCUUGAGCAUCAAUAAAACAAUUUACUCAGAGGUCUUUAGAGGACAAAAAUGCCUACGUCAAAAAAAAACCUGCCAUAAUAAUAUUAUAUAUUAAUGUUAUUUUCCACUUUCAGUUAGUAAUUAUUUUUAACCAACAUCAGUCCUGAUCAUAACUAAAUAUUCCAAAUAUUCAUUCAUUUUCAAGAUUUUAACCCUUUAAAUGCCUGUUUGUUUACAUAAUGCCACUGUUGUUUUUUUAUGAAGAAAAAAAACAAAAAAAUCAAAUAUUUUCCAGAUACAAAAUGCUAAGGGGAAUUUUGUUUUUCUGGGAUUAUCACAGUCUGUGAUUAACAUUCAUUUUUGAUGCAUUAUUAUUUUUUGUGCAGUGACAAAAAUGUCCAUGUCCAAAAACUGCCAUAAAAAUAUUAUUUAUUAAUUUAUUUUUUUCCACUUUCAUUGACUUUUUAACGAACAUCAGUACUGAUCAUAACUGCCAAAUAUUCAUUAAUGUUCAGGAUUUUAACCCUUUAAAUGCUGGUUUGUUUACAUACGGACACACACACACACACACACAUUUCUCAAUACACACAUACAAAACACACUCUGACGUCCAUACCAGCACAUCCACUACAUUUUAGCUCCAUCAUUUAUUCAGUUUAUUCAGAAAAUAGGAAAAAAGCAUGUAUUUGCUCCAUUGGCUAAACAUGAGAAAAAUUGUGCCACCUGGUGGAAAAUAUUAAACAUUUAAAUUUUUAAUGAAAGGAAUGAAAGCAUAAUAUCAGUGUAUUAUAGAUGUAUUAUAGGAACUGAGGUUGAAAUAUCAAAAUUCCCCCAACAAUACACACCUUUGGCAAAAUUUAUGCCAUUGGCAUUAACACAGCCAAAAUCAUCGAAAAAACAAAAAAGAAAAGACAAAAAUGUCCCUAAGCUCACACAAGGGUUAAAUAAUUUUUGUAUCUACUAUUUGUGUUUAGAUAGAGGAGACACUAUCUAUGUUUAUGCCAGUAUUUUGGGCAGUUUAUUGCUUUGCUGACCAUACUGUAAUAAUUUCUAUUUAGGUUCAGAUAUAUGGCGGACGCUGGUGUUAUAAUGGCAUCAGCUGGCAUGUAUGGUGAGACUGAUUAUGCCAUGCUCCACCAUAAAGCUGAGUUGAUCAUCAACAUUUUUCUCCAAUCAGACACCUCUCAUAAACUCAGGGUAUGCCAACUAGCAUAUGAAAUUACUUUCCUUUUCAGCUGACGUCAUUAAGCUUUUACUUUUUAACCAUCUCAUUGUCAUUUGUCUCAACUCAAACAUGCCUUUCUACUGUAUGUAAUUAUAGACUGCACCCUUUUCACAAAACUCUAUUACUGUGCUAUUACUGCCCAUGGAAAGCAGGUGGUAACCAGCAUUUUAUUUAAAAGAGAUUUUGUGUUUAUAUGAAGUCAUUUUCUUACAUGUUGGUUUAUAACUGUGAUAUUAACUAUUAUAUCAGAUAACUCGACUCUAAAUGGCAUGUCAAAACAAAAUGAAUUGCGAUUACUUGGUUGACAUGCCAGUCAGUCUCUUCUUGUCUAAGUGGGCGAUUAUUUGCCAGAAUGAGCUUCAGACUUUAUGGCGGUAAUCAAAAGUCUGGCUACACAAGAUAACGAAGGAAAGAGGAUCUUGAAUAUAAUGGUUUAAAUAUUUGUUAUUAUUAAGAUUUA
This is a messenger RNA of Xyrauchen texanus (razorback sucker), 2619 nucleotides long. RefSeq names its product regulator of G-protein signaling protein-like. The record is from RefSeq and is a predicted model, not a curated record. The transcript is spliced from 4 exons. NCBI's taxonomy places the organism in Eukaryota, Metazoa, Chordata, Actinopteri, Cypriniformes, Catostomidae. Bases 440 to 916 code for a protein of 158 amino acids.